Anopheles nili is the source of this 627-nucleotide messenger RNA. RefSeq lists its product as uncharacterized. Bases 1 to 627 code for a protein of 208 amino acids. Lineage: Eukaryota; Metazoa; Arthropoda; Insecta; Diptera; Culicidae. The record is from RefSeq and is a predicted model, not a curated record. The transcript is spliced from 2 exons.
AUGCAUCGCUUCACCAGAAGGUUGGCCCUCGUUGCCGUGGUUUUCUGCUGGUUGAGUUACACCCCAGCAAAGUGUUUGGGUGAAAAUGCGACAAAGAUCGCGGUCGAUCGUGCCCGUCGGUACGUGUUGAAUUUUCCCAUCAAUGGGGGUGUGGCAAAGGUUCUGUUCGGCUUCGUAGCCCCCGUGCGGUUCCAUCAUGCGCUCAAGCGCAGCCUCAACCUGGGGCUCAACAUGCAGGCCAACUAUCGCAUCCUGCCGAACAUUAUCUUCCCGCAUCCGGAUUCAGUGUGGAAGGCUAGGUUCCAGGGCACCGACGAAGGUCGACGGCAGUUGUAUGAGUUGAUGGAACGAGUCCUCGGAGUGACUGCUGGCUCUGGUGGUUCUACGCGAGCUCGCGCUUGCCUGUUGCGGACGAUCUGUGAGGUGGCUGAUGCGCCACUUGGCCACAAUGGCAUGGUUGGGGAGCUGUUGGAUGUCGUGUUCACACCGGGUGAUGCGGAUCACCUUGCGGAGGAGUAUAAGGAGGCCCGACGGUAUGGUGCCAACGGAGUUGACUGCGAUCGGGUGUAUGACGCGUGUCCGCUUGGGCACGGCAUCCUGGACGCCGUGACGGCGAUGCAUUGGUGA